CUUUUAUUCAACCAGAUCCUGCUUAAUCAUAUCUUCUGACAACAUUCAAAGAAGAUAGAUUCAUCCUAACUAUGGUACAUGUCUCCGCGGCUCGUACCUUAGGUAGGACGAUUGAGGCCCUUUCAUAAAACAUAUUACUCAUUGCGCACGGUCGCUGGAUGACUUCUCGACUCAUCAGGAUCUAUCUAGCUUUGACCUUGUAGUCACUUGGUUUGCCGGCUUUUUGUUGUUGUGAACAUAGGCCGCCGCUGCCGUCCUCUUCUUCAUCAUGAGCGACAAAUCCAAGAACUCGGCGUAUUUGGCAGAAUACUACGAUCUACAGGCCAAGGCAGAUGUCACGAGAUUGAACGCUCAAGAUGAUGCCAAAAUCUACCUAUCGGCCCUGAAGAAGCAGGUGGAAUCCUACUACCCUCUUGAUCAUCACGGUGAACAUCUUGUCGUCCUGGACGUCUGUACAGGAACCGGGCGUGUGCUGGCCAAUCUCGCCACCGACGCCGUUCGGGACAACAUUCCUCUAUCCAAUGUCGAAUUUAUUGGGGUUGAUAAGAAACCAUCGAUGAUCCAUCGUGCAUUAGCAGUACAGCAGGAGACGCCGGGCAUGUCGCACGUCGGUCGCAUUGAUUGGCUCGUCGGAGAAGUCCUCCAUUUAAUCUCAGCCGAGCUGCUGGAAACCCAUAUCAAUCAGGUUGAUUUACUCCUGUCCGCGUCUGGCAGCGUCAGUCUUCUUACCGGGCCAGGGGAGCUCUUGAGGUUUCUCGCUCAGGCUGCUGCACUGCUUCGACCACGAUCCGGGCGUUUCUAUCUAUCUGUAAGGAGAGAUCUACUAUCGGCGCAAUCUACCACGGAGCCAAUGAGCGAAAACGCGACAUGUACAGGGUUGUGCGAACGGCAUGAAUUCCCGAGUGAGCUCUAUGAGAAUAUUAUUUACAGACAACUGCCAAUUGGCAGUCCAACCGUAGAAGGGUCAAUCAAAAGCGCUCUCUACCAGCUGCAAGUGAUCAAGCGGACUAAUGCCGGUCAUGAAGAAGUUAUCGAAGAGAGCCAUAUUGAAUCCGGGCAAAAGAUCUGGAAAGAGCCGGAGCUCUUGAAAUGCUCGAAGGAGGCGGGUCUGGAGUUUGUCGAAGCCAUUCAUACUUUACAUGAGACGUAUUAUGUUCUGAAGCAGGCUGGGUGACCGGUGUUUUGCUCUAAAAUUAUGAAAAGCGUUUUUUUUUUUUUUUGUCUUUUUUCUAUGUUUCCUUCUCAGCACCGUGUGCUUUUCCUUCUCUCCUUGUUCUGUCAUGUACUUUUUAGGCCCGACUUCAACACCACGCAGAUUACUGAUUUAUCUUGACUUCACUAUCUUCGUUGGUCAUAUUGGCACGGGUUCAAUUGAGGUCCUUGUUUUAUAUACUUAAUACCAAAAAUCCUACUUCUGUG
Aspergillus pseudotamarii is the source of this 1419-nucleotide messenger RNA. Its product is annotated as class I SAM-dependent methyltransferase. The record is from RefSeq and is a predicted model, not a curated record. The transcript has a single exon. The coding region runs from base 269 to 1174 and encodes 301 amino acids. NCBI's taxonomy places the organism in Eukaryota, Fungi, Ascomycota, Eurotiomycetes, Eurotiales, Aspergillaceae.